AUGGUGCUUCUUUCCGGAGAGGCGAAGGGGGUCGGGGAAUGCCAGAGCGCCGCCGCCGGGAAGCAGCUGCAACUACCCGCCUCCGAGCACGCCGCGCCCGGAGCCCAGGAAGCGGAGGCCGCCGCCGGCACCACUAGCAUUAGCCCAGCCGCCCGAGUAGAGCCGGCGCGGGCAGGCGACGAGGACGAGGACGACGACGACGAUGUCUUUGAGGAGUACGAGGACUUCUCGGAGCUUCCGGACACGCGCAGCAUCGCUUCAGACGACUCCUUCUACCCGCCGCGGGCUGCCGACGACGACGACGACGACGACUGGUCGCUGGGCGAGUCGGACCCUUCUGACAGCCCGGAGCCGCUCACUCUCUUCCGAGCCUGUUGCACCAACAAUGUGAUCGUGCUGCGAGCGCUCAUGCGCCAAGGUCCCGAAGAGGAGGAGGUGAAGGAAACCGACCGCAACAAGCGGACUGGCCUUAUUGUUGCCUGCUACCAAGGGUUUGUGGAUAUUGUAAUAGCCUUAGCACAGUGCCCUCAUAUUGAUGUAAACUGGCAGGACAAUGAAGGGAAUACGGCUCUAAUUACAGCUGCCCAGGCAGGACAUAUUACGAUCACACAGUAUUUACUCAACUAUUAUCCUGGCCUUGAUAUUGAGAAGAGGAAUGUCUUUGGAUUUACUGCACUCAUGAAGUCUGCAAUGCAAGGCCGAACAGAAUGUGUCAGAGCCUUAAUGUUGGCAGGGGCAAACAUUAAUGCGACAGACCCAGGCCGUGGAUUCACUCCUCAGGAAUGGGCGUGUUUCACAGGAAGAAUAGAAGCUGCCUAUCUUAUGCAGAGACUUAUGGACAAGCCAUAUGCUGAGCAGUUUUGUGACCACUAUGAGCUAGAAUGGCCAAAGAUGAAGGAACUUCUUGCCAAGGCUGCAGAGCCGAAAACCUGUUUGCAGAGGAUCUCAGAAGGUGUGCGGUCAAUAGUAUCUUUCAAAGCUUUCAAUGGCCCUGAAGAAGAUGGUGUCCUUAAUCAUAUGGUUAGGGUGACAACAAGUCUAAGAAGCUCUUUUGUUGCUAUUGCUUGUAGGACUGUGUGCCCUGGAAGUCCCCCUGGUAUAGGAAAACACAGGCCUGCUGUGCAGGAAAUCCUUAGAAAACAAAGAGCUAAGGAACUUCGAUCUUUAGAGAACAGAGACCAUUUUAACAGCUACGAGAAGCUGUUUCAGAACUCUAGAAUUACAUUAGUCUCCAAAACAAAGGAGCGUCGAGCCAGCCUGCAGCCUUUCAGUCUAAAUGUACCUCAGGUGAGCAUUGUGAUUCCAAGGAAAUCCAGCCUGUUGCCAUUGCACUUGCUGAGAAGGAGCAGUGUGCGCCCUGGGUUCGUUAUUCCCAAAGUCCGUAUCAACAAGGCUCCUCCACCUACUUUCCAGCCAGAGAGAGUGAGGCGAAAAAGUAGUGCCAGUGAUGGGACCUACCUGCAGAUUCCCAAGUGGAGAUAUAAAGAGCUAAAGGAAGAAAGGAAAAAGGCAGAGGAGGAAGAAAAGAAAAAAGCAGAAAAAGCUCAGCAACAGAAACAAGCGUCUCCCCAGAGAAACAUGACCUGAGCAGCGACUGGAAGACAUGACAGUGGCACGGGUAUAACACACAGCCCAGCAUGUUGUAUGGGGGCAGCUCAAUGCCGUAAUUUAAGACAGGGAAAUUCAGGCUGAAGACAGUCUUCUACAGAGCAACUGACACUAAAGGGUCAGUUAAGAAGUGGAAGGAAGGAUUUAGGGAAUUUGUGAACAGUUAUAAAAUAUGGGAAAGAUUGUUUCUCAUAGAGUGUAAAACUGCUGUCCUCGCAAAAGUAGGACAAGGGGUUAUGGGAUUAAGCUCCAAGAAAACAAAGUUAGAAAAGCUUCCCUGAUAUCUAGACUAACCAUAAAAGAGUAAUUAGGCAACUGAGUAUGUUUGCAAGGGAAUUUUUAUAUUGUCAUUAUAAUUGGAAGUUUUUUUAUUUCAAACAGAUUACAUAAACACUGGCCUCAGGAUAUAUGAAAAGACAGUCUACAGAUUUUGUGUAUUGUGUUCCCCCUGCCCUGCUGAGUUAAAAUAAAGUCCUUCAGCUUGUUGCCUGCCUAUAAGAAAAUAUUAAUAUAAUAAAAUUCUAAAAAGUAUAGUAA
Elgaria multicarinata webbii is the source of this 2145-nucleotide messenger RNA. RefSeq names its product ankyrin repeat domain 33B (gene ANKRD33B). The record is from RefSeq and is a predicted model, not a curated record. Gene Ontology annotation, molecular function: protein binding. Bases 1 to 1587 code for a protein of 528 amino acids. The transcript is spliced from 4 exons. NCBI's taxonomy places the organism in Eukaryota, Metazoa, Chordata, Lepidosauria, Squamata, Anguidae.